Manis pentadactyla (Chinese pangolin) is the source of this 1030-nucleotide messenger RNA. RefSeq names its product dolichyl-phosphate mannosyltransferase subunit 1, catalytic (gene DPM1). Gene Ontology annotation, molecular function: dolichyl-phosphate beta-D-mannosyltransferase activity. Gene Ontology annotation, cellular component: endoplasmic reticulum membrane. NCBI's taxonomy places the organism in Eukaryota, Metazoa, Chordata, Mammalia, Pholidota, Manidae. The transcript is spliced from 9 exons. The record is from RefSeq and is a predicted model, not a curated record. Bases 3 to 785 code for a protein of 260 amino acids. Gene Ontology annotation, biological process: GPI anchor biosynthetic process; protein O-linked glycosylation via mannose.
CCAUGGCUUCGACGGGAGCGAGUGGUGCUUCUCCUAGGUCUCGGCGGGAGCCAGGGGGGCGCGUCCCGCGGCCGGAUAAGUAUUCGGUGCUUUUGCCCACCUACAACGAGCGCGAGAACCUACCGCUCAUCGUGUGGCUGCUGGUGAAAAGCUUCUCCGAGAGUGGACUCAACUAUGAAAUUAUAAUCAUAGAUGAUGGAAGCCCAGAUGGAACAAAGGAUGUUGCUGAGCAGCUGGAGAAGAUCUAUGGAUCAGAAAAAAUUCUUCUAAGACCACGAGAGAAAAAGUUGGGACUGGGAACUGCAUAUAUUCAUGGAAUGAAACAUGCCACCGGAAGCUACAUAAUUAUUAUGGAUGCUGAUCUCUCACACCAUCCAAAAUUUAUUCCUGAAUUCAUUAGGAAGCAAAAGGAGGGUAAUUUUGACAUUGUCUCUGGAACUCGCUACAGAGGAAAUGGAGGUGUAUAUGGCUGGGAUUUGAAAAGAAAAAUGAUCAGCCGCGGGGCCAAUUUUAUAACUCAGAUUUUGCUGAGACCAGGAGUAUCUGAUUUAACAGGAAGUUUCAGGUUAUACAGAAAAGAAGUUCUACAGAAAUUAAUAGAAAAAUGUGUUUCUAAAGGCUAUGUCUUCCAGAUGGAGAUGAUUGUUCGGGCAAGACAAUUGAAUUACACUAUCGGUGAGGUUCCAAUAUCAUUUGUGGAUCGAGUUUAUGGUGAAUCCAAGUUGGGAGGAAAUGAAAUAGUCUCCUUCUUGAAAGGAUUAUUGACUCUUUUUGCUACUACAUAAAAGAAAAUUAUUUAUACUUAUGUUCAUUUCAAUUGAAAUACAAAAGAAGCCUGAUUGCUGAUUUUUUUUAAUGUACUCUUAGAGCAUAAAUCAUAAGGUAAGGUAAAUUGCAUGCAAAUAUUUUAUUCUGAGGAAAUUCCAUUUUAUAUGUCAAACUAAGAUAGAAAAAUGAACAGUAUUCUCAAUUUUGCUUACAUUUUGCUGUAUUAAGACUAUAAAUAAAUGUAAAAGUUUUUUGCAUAAAA